Messenger RNA from Fraxinus pennsylvanica, 708 nucleotides. The record is from the annotation of a GenBank genome assembly. Lineage: Eukaryota; Viridiplantae; Streptophyta; Magnoliopsida; Lamiales; Oleaceae.
AUGGCGAGCAAUGGGGCAUUUGAGGGUGAACCAGUAGCCGAAGGGAGAUAUUCACAGCUUCUGUUAGGUGAUGAUGAAAUUAUGAAUCUUGAGGCAAAUGAGUGUUUCAAUUUUUCACCAUUUUUCUCAUCUGGUAACUCUCCGAAGUUACUGCGAUUUGGUGAUUAUCAAAAGGAAAGUAAAUCUGGAUUGGCAUGCAGCGAUUCAUCCUCGGCUUCUUCGACGAAAGCGUGCAACACUAUCACAAUGCCCAAGUUCAAUAAAAAGAGAAACGUUUCAAGGAAUCCUGAGGCGAAUGCUGGGGCUCCUGUCGGAAGCUGUAAGAAGACGAAAUCAGAAAAUUCUACUAUCACCCGCCCUGCAAAGGGAAAGAAGAGAGAGAAACUCGGUGAAAGAAUUGCAGCAUUGCAACAACUUGUGUCGCCCUUUGGCAAGACUGAUACAGCAUCAGUGCUCCAUGAAGCUUUGGGAUACAUAAGAUUUCUGCAGGAUCAGGUGCAGGUUCUCUCUUCUCCAUAUUUGCAGCAUUCAUCCUCCGUCACUGAGAAUGGAGAAAUCCGCGGAAGUAAUGAAAAACGAAAGGAUGAUCUAAGAAGCAGAGGUUUGUGUCUGGUGCCAUUGAAGAUCACUCUACAUGUAGCAGACUCGAAUGGGGCUGAUAUGUGGUCAUCUGCUGCCAUGCUCAACAAUGUUUCCUCGAACCGAUGA